AUGUGGACUCAGCUGUUGCUGAUACUGGCUGUGUUGCAGGUAUUCCUGUUGCUGCUUUCCCCGCUGGCACGGCUGCAAUGGCCGCUGUCUUGGUACUACGAGAAAGUGUACAGACCGUUCCUAGCGGAUCCCACGCGAUAUAGGGUGAAGUACUAUAUCGUGCCCGUAUUCUACUUCAGUCUGUACUGCUACAUGCUCAAUCUAUAUAGAUCUGAGCUGCUCCCCGUGAUCUGGGGCAGAUUGUACUUUAUCGAAUUGUACUUCUUUCAACCGUUGCUACUGGCCGCGAUACCAGUGUCUGGUUUGUUGACAAUGUUUACGAGACCCGAGGGAUGCGGCGGCCGAGACCAGGGGGUUGCCCCUAGUGAAGGGCAGUGGCCAUACGAUGGUAUAUUGUACUAUCCGAACACCACCUGUCGAUCGUGCCACACGGUCAAAUGGGCCAGAUCAAAGCAUUGCAGUAUAUGUCGAAGGUGUAUACAGUUGGCAGAUCAUCACUGUAUUUGGUUCAAUACCUGUAUCGGAAGAGGCAAUUUCUUUUACUUUUACGUGUUUCUUGCCUGCCACUGCUUGAUUCUAACGUAUGCAUUUGCAAGACUCUUCUUUUUCGUGGUGGUAGCCGAUAACAAACUAACAUCCACAAGAUCCACUUUGACGCUUCUUAUGCUGACGGGAACGUUCGCAUUGUUGGUUGACCUGUUCACAUACUGGCAAAUGAUGCUUGUCAAAGAGGGGAUGACUACGAACGAACAGGAUAAAUGGUUUCUGAUUCAUGAAUAUAUGAGGGACGGUAAAUGUGUGAACGUUUCAUGCAAUGGCAGCACCAAAAAAUGGUUUCUCGAAAGUGAUGAGGAUGGUAAGUUUUACAGUACAAACGCCUAUGAUCAUACGGCGUAUACGCUGACAAAUUAUCAUAUCGUGAAGAAUGCAUCGGAGAUCAUCAAUAUGUAUGACAAGGGUUCAUUUUGGGAGAAUUUUAAAGACAUGUGUCGAUGA
This is a messenger RNA of Huiozyma naganishii CBS 8797, 996 nucleotides long. RefSeq names its product palmitoyltransferase SWF1 (gene SWF1). The transcript has a single exon. NCBI's taxonomy places the organism in Eukaryota, Fungi, Ascomycota, Saccharomycetes, Saccharomycetales, Saccharomycetaceae. The record is from RefSeq and is a predicted model, not a curated record. Gene Ontology annotation, biological process: protein targeting to membrane; peptidyl-L-cysteine S-palmitoylation. Gene Ontology annotation, molecular function: protein-cysteine S-palmitoyltransferase activity. Bases 1 to 996 code for a protein of 331 amino acids. Gene Ontology annotation, cellular component: endoplasmic reticulum; Golgi apparatus.